UAUAGAAGACUCCUAUUUACUUGGAUCGUGUUCUGUUUAAGUCAACUGCGAGCCUUGGCGCAGCCGGGGGCUCAUGACAAGCACCUUGAGCUUCGCUUUGAGUGUGGCUACCAGAAACCAACCAGCUCGCUGCAGAUCUCAGAUAAGGAGGAGAUCCUGAAGACAGUGUGGCUCCAUUUUGUGUAUUUCCUCCCUCUUGCUGAGCUGCAACAGCUAAGGAAGGGAUUGAGGGAGACCCUCCAGCUGGAAAUUUUGAUGGUCCAAUACCCUGAUGACAUGCAUUCGUUCCUUGCCACCUCAAUUGCGUUUGAUGUUGAUGGUGGUGACCUCUUAGACUGGUUUGUGGCUAGCUACUCGGAAAGAGGAAGCAACAAAAGAAAGUCAGAGGAGGCUGUUUACCUCAUGUGGAGCAACUAUGUCAUGGAUUGCUCUGAUGGUGAUGAAUCAGGUGUGUCGAUUGGUGACAUUCUACAAUUUAUCUCUGGCUCUAGGAGGCUUCCAGCAGCUGGGUUUCCUUGUAUCCCUAGUGUCCACUUCACAAAUGAAAAGAUUCUCCCUAAGACUUCAACAUGUGACGUAAGCAUCACCUUUCCAAGAUCUUUUGACGAGCUGCCAUAUGAGAUGUUUAAGAAAAAAAUGGAUAUGAGCGUUUUGGAUUCUGCUGGUUUUGGUGGUGGUCCGUAGUUAGUAUAUAACAGUUCCAACUUUGACAUUUUAGCUGCUGUAUUACUUCAUUGUGUUCAUUCAUUCAUUCAUCAUCACAUUAUUCAUUCCUUUUUCAUUUAUUUAUUCAUUCUUUCAUUCAUUCUUAUCAUAAUUAUAAUAAUUGAAUAUUACAUCCAAAUA
This is a messenger RNA of Halichondria panicea, 846 nucleotides long. RefSeq lists its product as uncharacterized. The coding region runs from base 256 to 684 and encodes 142 amino acids. The record is from RefSeq and is a predicted model, not a curated record. Lineage: Eukaryota; Metazoa; Porifera; Demospongiae; Suberitida; Halichondriidae. Gene Ontology annotation, molecular function: ubiquitin-protein transferase activity. The transcript has 2 exons.